Solanum dulcamara is the source of this 1223-nucleotide messenger RNA. Its product is annotated as thioredoxin-like protein CDSP32, chloroplastic. Gene Ontology annotation, molecular function: oxidoreductase activity, acting on a sulfur group of donors, disulfide as acceptor. The coding region runs from base 125 to 1027 and encodes 300 amino acids. The record is from RefSeq and is a predicted model, not a curated record. NCBI's taxonomy places the organism in Eukaryota, Viridiplantae, Streptophyta, Magnoliopsida, Solanales, Solanaceae. The transcript has 2 exons.
AUUUUUAUAUACAGUCCUAUAGUGUCACAACCUCAUCUUAACUACAUUUCCAUUUCCCCUCCUUCUUCUUUAACUUGAUAUCCUCUUUCUUUUGUGGCUAUUCUUGAAAAAAAUUCUUCAAUCUAUGGCUACUCUCACAAAUUUUUUGCUCAAACCCUCUCCAAAUCUAGCUUCAAUUACCAAAAUUAGCCCUUCACUUUACACCAAUUUCCCUUCAACUCAAUCUUUUGAGAAAUCCAAACAAUCAAUUUCAAAGAGCCUCAAAACAAACAGGGCCUUAUUGAUUACAAAGGCAACAGCAGCACCUGAUGUUGAGAAAAAAGUGGACAAAAGUGAAAGACUACAAAAGGUUAAUAGUAUGGAGGAAUUGGAUGAAGCACUUAAAAAGGCAAAAGAUCGACUAGUUGUGGUUGAAUAUGCAGGCAAAGAUAGUGAACGUUCCAAAAAUAUUUAUCCUUUUAUGGUCAAUUUAAGUAAGACGUGUAACGACGUCGAUUUCUUGCUCGUGAUCGGAGAUGAAACGGAGAAGACAAAGGCACUCUGCCGGAGGGAAAAGAUAGAAAAGGUACCACAUUUCACCUUCUACAAAAGCAUGGAAAAGAUCCACGAGGAAGAAGGCAUUGGCCCGGACCAACUAGCCGGCGAUGUACUCUACUACGGUGACAGCCAUUCCGAAGUACUGCAGCUUCACAGCAGAGAGGACGUUGAAAAAGUAAUCGAAGACCACAAAAUCGAUAAAAAAUUAAUAGUCCUCGACGUAGGUUUGAAGCAUUGUGGACCAUGUGUGAAAGUUUAUCCAACGGUGAUUAAGCUAUCGAGGCAGAUGUCUGAUACAGUCGUGUUCGCGAGAAUGAAUGGUGAUGAAAAUGAUAGUUGUAUGCAGUUUUUGAAAGACAUGGAUGUUAUUGAAGUGCCUACAUUUUUGUUUAUAAGAGAUGGGGAGAUUUGUGGAAGGUAUGUUGGAUCUGGGAAAGGGGAACUUAUUGGAGAGAUUCUUAGAUACCAAGGAGUUAGGGUUACUUAUUAAAAUUGUUGAAGUUAUAUACUUAAUUGGGACAUUUGAUUUGUGAAAUGAUUAUGGACUAGUUAAGUGAAAAAAGAAAAAAACAACAACUUGGUUUGGUUGAGAUUUUAAGUUUUGGUAUGCUUAAUUUGUGAACAAUGUUGUAAGUGAUCAAGACUGUCAUAGUUGAUUUUGAAUGAGAAUGUUAUUAGUUAAGUAA